Miscanthus lutarioriparius is the source of this 471-nucleotide messenger RNA. The record is from the annotation of a GenBank genome assembly. NCBI's taxonomy places the organism in Eukaryota, Viridiplantae, Streptophyta, Magnoliopsida, Poales, Poaceae.
AUGGCCAUACAUGCUUCUAUCUGCAGAUCACGGAAGAUAAUCACAGUUUUUUACAAUAUGAUUAGGAAAAGAAUUAAUGUUUGCUUUUCAGCCAGGCGCACCUGCUCAACUCUGUUUUUGCAUGUACUGUUCAGGCAGCAAAAUGAUACUUCUACAUUGGAUUUAGUCAUACGGCAAGAUCUUUACUGGCCUGAUGGCACAAGUCAACCCUGCAAGGCUUGUAACAAUCCUGACAAGUUUGAUAUAAAGCACCCUGAUAGUUCUGUUGAAUUAGCUGCUGGUCACUUGGAUCCACGCACUCAAUUUAGUGGAUUUACGAGAGAGAUAGAUUUCUAUGACUCUGAAGAUGAAGAUAGAUAUCUGAGAGAUGCGGAGGCUGAGCUAAGACGAGUCUACAAGGGCCUUGAUGACCCACGUGUUAUUGAGAGGCUAUUCACGCUCCCUCCUGGCGUAACUAUUGUGCAAGACUAA